AUGUCUAGCAGACACAUCAGCGUUUCGAGACAACAACGGACCAGCCAGCGUCCCAGUUCCAACGUCUCGAACGCCGGGACUUUUGAGGAAUCAACUACAUCCAACCAGCAGGGUGCAAAUGGCGGCCAAGAUUAUUCGCAGAAGACUCUCUUCGCCCAGGGUUUGACUGAUCGUAAUAACACGUACCAAAUCUCGAAAGAGCAAGAGAGCCAAAGAGGCUAUGCCGGAGUCGUCGUGUUCCCUCAGCGUCCGGUUGAAAGACAAGAGUAUCGCGAUGCCGUGGAAAAAAUCUCAAAGAAGUCCAGGGCUUCCAAGUCCAAGCGGUCCUGA
This is a messenger RNA of Verticillium alfalfae VaMs.102, 330 nucleotides long. RefSeq lists its product with no specific name. The coding region runs from base 1 to 330 and encodes 109 amino acids. The transcript is spliced from 2 exons. NCBI's taxonomy places the organism in Eukaryota, Fungi, Ascomycota, Sordariomycetes, Glomerellales, Plectosphaerellaceae. The record is from RefSeq and is a predicted model, not a curated record.